This is a messenger RNA of Neolamprologus brichardi, 2341 nucleotides long. The record is from RefSeq and is a predicted model, not a curated record. Lineage: Eukaryota; Metazoa; Chordata; Actinopteri; Cichliformes; Cichlidae.
AAUAAAGAAUUUUCCAUCUAUCUACUUUGUCUAGCCACUUAUCUAGCCGAUUGUUAGUUGUUGCUAUGGACACAAAGACCGCUUGGCAACGGUAAGCCCUUGGCGCAGGCGCAGUCCUCUUAAAUGAUGCACUGUGGGAUUGCAGGACAUUGACAUAGCAACCAGGCGACAGAGUCACUAAGUUUUUCACUCCUAGUUAGUUUCGUGUAUUUUUUCUUGGUUAAAAGUACUUAGCUUGGCUUUUUAUUUACUACCAUGAAUGCGGCAGUGGUGAAAAAGACCCAGGACACGUUGGGCAAAGUGAUAAAGAAGCCGCCGCUCACCGAGAAACUGCUAAGCAAGCCUCCUUUUCGAUACCUGCACGAUAUCUUCAGUGAGGUCAUCAGGACUACUGGUUUUAUGAAAGGCCUGUAUGAAGAAAACGAAAUGAAGUCAGACAGUGUAAAGAUGUCCAGUGAUGACGCAGUGAAGCGAGUGCUUAAAGGAGAAAAAGUGGACAUUAAAACCAAAGCCAGUACCUCUAGGUCCCAGGACAAGGAGAAUAGGGAGGGACGGGAACAUCAUGUGGAUAGAGAGGAGAAGAAGAAGAUCACAGAGCGCAGCAGCAGCCGGGACCAGAAAGACCCAGACCAGCCCAAAGAACAGGAGAGCCGACGCAGAGAUGGAGAGAAAGAGCACCAUCGUGACAGAGAGCGCUCGGAAAAACACCAUCGCAGCGAACAGGACCGCCAUGCAAAAGACCGUGACAAGGACAAGAGUCGAGACCGGGAACGAGACAAAGACAAAGGACGAGUCAGGGACAGAGACAGAGAGAGAGAUCGAGACAGGGAAAAGGACAAAGAGAGAGACAGAGAAAAGACAAGAGAGCGAGAUUCUCACAGAGAGAGAGACAAGGAAAAACGAAGAGAUCGAGACAGAGAAAAAGAAAGAGAACGACACAAAGAUGGGGAUGAGAGGAAGAGAAGUGGAGAGAGCGAAAACAGCAAGGUCCGAAUAUCAGAGGAACAGCAAAAACCAUCCCCUGAAGAGCCCAUUAAAACAGCCAAACCUGCACCAGCGGAACCAAAUCCAGCUGAAGAGCUCACAGAAGCAGCUGAGAACCAGUCUAAGAGUCCAGUGAGAAUACCUCGGCCUGCAUCUGCCAAGGGGCAGCGGCGAAGACCCAAAAUGGGAGAUCAAGAAGAAUCUGACAGUGAAGGCGGUGAGUGCUUGCUCUCUUUUAUGAGUUCAUUUAAAGAAAACCAAAUUUCUCCAUUCUUCAACAGUAGACAAAUAGCACGGCCCAGCAGUGCUCGCCCAGCACCUCCUCGAGUCAAGAGACAGGAAAGCUACACUGAUGCGAGCCCGGCUGAGAGGCUCUCUAGUGCCAAGCCCUCGGCACCCGUCAUCAUGGAUGGAAAAAAGAUCGCGGAGGAAGAUGAGGAUGAUGAUGAACAGUUUCUUGUGGAGGAGGCAGUCCCUCCACCCUCAGGUGCUCCUCAAGUGGAGGUGGAACCUACCCAAGAACUAGACAAAGAUGAGAAACACGGUGGCCUCGUGAAAAAGAUCCUUGAGACCAAAAAAGACUACGAGUCGUCCCUGGUGUCCCUGAAAUCUAAAGAACAGAAUUUGGUGUCUGAAGCAGCGCAGAAAAAGGAGCGGGAUAUGGUGACAAAAGAAAUCGAACGGCUGCGCUCAUCCAUUCAGCUGGUGUGCCGUAGUUCCCUACCUUUAGGCAAGAUCAUGGACUACAUCCAGGAGGACAUGGAUGCCAUGCAGGCUGAACUGCUUUCCUGGCGGCGGGAAAACAAGGAGCACGCACAGGCCUUGCUGCAGGAGCAGAGAGCGACAGAUCGGGCAGUGGAGCCUCUUAAAGCUGAGCUAGCUGAGCUGGAGCAGCUGAUUAAGGACCAGCAGGACAAGAUUUGUGCUGUACGGUCCAACAUACUGAAGAAUGAAGAGAAGAUCCAGAAAAUGGUGACUGGAAUCAAGGUCUCCUCCAGAACCUGAACAAGAAACAAGAUGCACAAGAAAACCCCCAAAAACGCACUGAAUAUUCAGGUGGGAGUGCGUUCUCAUUCAGAAUAAUGGUAAGGCCAGUUUUCUUGGAGGUGUUGUGGAAUUACGGGAACACUUUUAGGUUUUCAGACCAGGACCCAAUGAUGGACCCAAAUAUAUUCCUACUCCACUUUAAGAUAUUGGUACGUGAAAGGGCCGCUCGACGGUUUAGAGGUCUGAAACUGUUCCCAAAAAACUAGAUGAUGGAUUGGAAAAAGUAGAUGAUGCUGGAGACAUAGCAGCUGAAAACUGACAGAUGAAUGAAUAAAUAAAAUGCAUCUUUAUGAUCUGCACACUAACGUAA